AUGGAAGCUGGGUGGGAUCCGUUUGGUGACCCUGCCGAUGUUGAUUAUCCCCGCGUGAAAACGAAAGCGGUAGUGGACGAGACAGUGCUGUCGGAGGAGGUACCGCUGGACCCCUGGAAUGAUGUCACCUUUGUUUCCUUGGUGCAAGAGGCAGCUAGGGAGGUUCAGGAGCAGAAAGAGGCAGCAAUGAAGCUUCUGGCUGAACAGCAGGCAGAGGCGGAGCAAAGGCAAGUGGAGCAGGAAGCCCGUCGGCUGAAGCUCGAGCAGCAGGCGCGGGAGCUCGCGAAGCUCAGCCUUCCGGAACGCAGGCAAAAGCUGAAAGAGCGAGAGGCGUACACCGAGUUCGCCAUGGAAGCGAUUCAGCAAGCCCCAGCUUUUGUCGCAGCAAAUGCCCAGCGCAAAGCCAGAUCUCGGGAACUGGCGGAUCCGGAGCUUCCGGAGGAUGCCGACAUGGCUCUGGGGAAGGCUGCCGCCGAGAUUGCUGCGGCCGGCAUGGGUGUCAAGAUCAACUUCAAGACCAGGGCCCAGGCCACCUGUCCGAUGGCUUUGCUGUUCCCGGACCAGAACUCCAAGAGCUUGAAGAUGUUGAGAGGCCUCCAGGAGUUUCCUGGAGCCCGGCGUCUCCGGGAGACGGCGCGCGCGCUCCUGGACUUCGACCCUCUGGAGGGGCCAGGCUUCCAGGGCUUCUACGAGCUCCUCCGUGGCCCGGAAGGCUGGCUGGAGCACACCCAGUACUGCCAGCCCGUCAUGUACGUCACUCAGCUAGCAGCCGUGGAGAAGCUUCGGGACAAGAGGCCGGCUGCCUUGGAGCGCUGCAAGGCAGUUGCCGGGCUUUCGCUCGGAGACUUCGCCGCGCUGACCUUUGCUGGCGUGUGGGACUUCGAGACAGGGCUGCGGGCAGUGCAACUGAGAGGGGAGCUCAUGGAGGCGGCGAUGCUGGACAUUCCCCAAACAGCCCUAGCUGUGGCGGGCCUUAGCCAGGAGACAGUGGAAAGCCUCUGUAGCGAAUGCCGGGAGUCUGGAGAGGUUUGCGACAUUUCCCAGCGGCUUUUCGCUGAUGGCUUUCUUUGUGCUGGCUCCGAAGCUGCUGUCGAGCGCUUGCUCCAGCGGGCACGCAGCACCAAGGGCUGCAAGCAGGUCCAGCAAGUGAAGCUGGCUGGGGCUUGCCACACGCCAAUGAUGCAGGAGGCCAGGACGCAACUGUUUGAGUUUCUGCAAAGCUUGGCAGAGAGCCUGAGGCCUCCCAGGCUGGAUGUCUACCUAAGCUGUGGAUCGAAGGUUAAAGCCGGCAGCUCUCCUGAUUGGGCCACUCUUCUCGCGGAUCAGCUUACUCACCCUGCAAAUUGGAUGGACUCUGUGUCUGCCAUGCUCAAGGAUGGCCUCGGGGAGUUCUACGAGUGUGGGCCGCUGAACCAGCUGAAAGGCAUCAUGAAGAGAAUAGACCCCAAGGCCUACAAGGCCACCAUCUCUUUGGACGUGUACAGCGAAGAGUGGCAAAUGCGGCCGGCCGGCAGCUUGCCACCCCGUUGGGCACCUUGGCCGGUGAAGCUAGGCUUCGCGCCGGGUCGGGUGCCAGAGCCUCCUGUUCUUUUCUUGGAACCUGAUGCUCGGCUGAGCCUUCUCUACAGUUGGAUGUACUCUGUGACGUGA
This is a messenger RNA of Symbiodinium natans, 1650 nucleotides long. Lineage: Eukaryota; Dinophyceae; Suessiales; Symbiodiniaceae. The record is from the annotation of a GenBank genome assembly.